This is a messenger RNA of Serpula lacrymans var. lacrymans S7.9, 606 nucleotides long. RefSeq lists its product as uncharacterized. The record is from RefSeq and is a predicted model, not a curated record. Bases 1 to 606 code for a protein of 201 amino acids. Lineage: Eukaryota; Fungi; Basidiomycota; Agaricomycetes; Boletales; Serpulaceae. The transcript has 6 exons.
AUGUCUGAAAAUGAAGGUGGCAGGGAAUACCGGCAUAGUUCGGAGAAUAACAAGCAUGGCCAAAGUUCUGCCUUGGAGCUGGGCCCUAGGAAAAAACUGGAACGUAAAAAACAAGCUGUAUAUUUAGAGCUGCUUAAAAUUAUUCCAAGGCUGGAGAAUGAUUUGAUGAGAGAAGAUUACUCUGGGGAAGAAAUAAUCCAUAUUGCCAACUUGAUUCAAAAAGGUGCCAAUGGGGCUAGGGCAGAUGAUACAAAAUGUCUUAAAGGCACGGCAUUGAUCGGAUCACUCAUAAAGGCGUUCAAGCAUAUUUUUACAUUGCUCAGCUCCAUCAAUGAAGAGCCCAAGGCCACACGCUCUGAGAAUGCCUGUAUAAAGGGCAUGCAUGCUGUAACAAGAGCCUCCAUUGCCUACAUGGCUACACAAGUGUUUUCACCAACAUAUCUUACCACUGAUUCCGAGCAUUUCUACAACAGCAUCCUGACUUUGUUGGAUGAUCCAGAGGAGUGUGUUGAAGUCAAGUCUUUGAUGAAUUGGUGGAAUUGUGCACUCGCAAAAAUUUGUGAGCGGCGAGCUGCUUUGAGGGGUUGGGGCAUAGGCUUAGCAUGA